ACAAAAGUUUUAAUUUAAUUUAAUUAAUUGCUAGAAUCGUAAUUAAUAUGGAAACAAAUGCCACGUGGAAGAUUGUCGUGAGCGCCAAGUGGAAGAACUAUUAGGCAAAAAACCAAAGGCAAAAACGCCCCUAGUAAAAGUGAAACCUAGAACUGUCCAACUCCAAUGGUAUAUCUGUCAACACGGACUCUUCACUAUAAAUACAUAUUCUCAGCUUCUCUCAUCUCCUCACAAUCACACACAAAACAAAAACCAAAGUAAGAUCUAAGUUCAUCACUGUUGAUCAUCAUGUCUACUACUGGACAGAUUAUUCGAUGCAAAGCUGCUGUGGCAUGGGAAGCAGGAAAGCCACUUGUGAUGGAGGAAGUAGAAGUUGCUCCACCGCAGAACCAUGAAGUUCGUAUCAAGAUUCUCUUCACUUCUCUCUGUCACACCGAUGUUUACUUCUGGGAAGCUAAGGGACAAACGCCUUUGUUUCCACGUAUCUUCGGACAUGAAGCUGGAGGGAUUGUGGAGAGUGUUGGAGAAGGAGUGACUGAUCUUCAACCAGGAGAUCACGUCCUCCCAAUCUUCACCGGAGAAUGUGGAGACUGCCGUCACUGCCACUCAGAAGAAUCCAACAUGUGUGACCUUCUCAGGAUCAACACCGAGAGAGGAGGGAUGAUACACGACGGUGAAUCAAGAUUCUCCAUCAACGGCAAACCGAUUCACCAUUUCCUUGGAACAUCAACGUUCAGUGAGUACACUGUGGUUCACUCUGGUCAAGUCGCUAAGAUCAAUCCUGAUGCUCCUCUUGACAAGGUCUGCAUUGUGAGCUGUGGUUUAUCCACUGGGUUGGGAGCUACUUUGAAUGUGGCUAAACCGAAGAAAGGUCAGAGUGUUGCUAUCUUUGGUCUUGGUGCUGUUGGUUUAGCCGCUGCGGAAGGUGCUAGGAUUGCUGGUGCUGGUAGGAUCAUUGGUGUUGAUCUUAACCCCAAGAGAUUUGAGGAAGCUAAGAAGUUUGGUGUGACUGAGUUUGUGAACCCUAAAGAACAUGACAAGCCAGUUCAGCAAGUCAUCGCUGAGAUGACAGAUGGUGGUGUGGACAGGAGUGUGGAGUGUACUGGAAGCAUCCAAGCCAUGAUUCAAGCAUUUGAAUGUGUUCAUGAUGGAUGGGGUGUGGCGGUGCUGGUUGGUGUGCCAAGCAAAGACGAUGCCUUCAAGACUCAUCCAAUGAACUUACUGAACGAGAGGACACUCAAGGGUACUUUCUUUGGCAACUACAAACCCAAAACUGACAUCCCUGGGGUCGUUGAGAAGUACAUGAACAAGGAGUUGGAGCUUGAGAAGUUCAUCACUCACACAGUACCAUUCUCUGAGAUCAACAAGGCCUUUGAUUACAUGUUGAAAGGAGAGAGUAUCCGUUGCAUCAUCACCAUGGGUGCUUAA
Eruca vesicaria subsp. sativa (arugula) is the source of this 1428-nucleotide messenger RNA. Lineage: Eukaryota; Viridiplantae; Streptophyta; Magnoliopsida; Brassicales; Brassicaceae. The record is from the annotation of a GenBank genome assembly.